Messenger RNA from Spea bombifrons (plains spadefoot toad), 2727 nucleotides. It is a transcript of the gene TGFBR2, whose product is annotated as transforming growth factor beta receptor 2. Gene Ontology annotation, biological process: transforming growth factor beta receptor signaling pathway; cellular response to growth factor stimulus; protein phosphorylation. The coding region runs from base 251 to 2365 and encodes 704 amino acids. The record is from RefSeq and is a predicted model, not a curated record. The transcript is spliced from 10 exons. Gene Ontology annotation, cellular component: plasma membrane; signaling receptor complex. Lineage: Eukaryota; Metazoa; Chordata; Amphibia; Anura; Pelobatidae. Gene Ontology annotation, molecular function: type I transforming growth factor beta receptor binding; transforming growth factor beta receptor activity, type II; ATP binding.
UCCUGUUUCCCCUGGAGUCAGUGAAGUGAGUCACAGAGCUUUCAGCCAGCGAGCGGUGCCCAUAGGAAUGCAGGGAGGCUAGCAAGCCGAGUUUGUGGCGAGGAGGAGGGCAGAGGAGCCCCCCGUACAUACCCAAAACUCUGUGGAGUGUUCGCGUUAUUAGACUUUUUUUUUAUCCGCUUUGUUAAAGUUCUGGAAAUUUGUUUCUCUAUUUUUUUUUUUAAUGAGGUUAGGAUAACCCACGCACAGUAUGGAUUCAGUGGGCUUCUGGUGGGUCGCUACUUUACUGUGGAGUUUGACAGCCAGCGGGAGUCUCUCUAUUCCACGGAGUUCGGAUGACAUGCAGAUGGUGGAGUACAAUGAUGGACCAAGGAUGUGCAAAUUCUGUGAGCCCACAUCAUCCACUUGUAAUGGCCAUGGGUACUGUACUAGCAACUGCAACAUAACCUCUUUUUGUGAAAACCCCGAAGAAAUCUGUGUAGCUAUCUGGAGAGAAAACUUGAAAAAUGUUACAAUAGAAACAAUGUGUCAUGAUCCCAAAGUGGAACUGUUUGGCCACAACUUGAUGGAAUCAUUAUCAGACACAUGUAUCAUGCAGAAGAAAAAGUCACACAGAGAAAAACUUUACAUCUGCUCUUGUUUAGAGGAAGAAUGUAAUGACAUUCUUCACUUCCCUGGUGCCAAGGCAGCGGGUAGUAUAAAAGAAAAGAAUGCUGCUAUUACUAAUGUUUUACCUGUACAGACAUUACAAAAAGAAGAAAAUAAGAAAAUUGGGCAGCUUGGAGAGUACAAAUUGUCCGCACUAUGCAGGUUUUGUGACGUGACACAAACGUCAUGUAAGCCAAACCAAGGCCAGUGUGAAAGUACCUGUACGAGAAAUGCCAUUUGUGAGUUCAAAGAAGAAGUGUGCGUCUCUGUAUGGAGGCAGAAUGAUGAAAAUAUAACAGAGGAGACGCUUUGUCAUGACCCCAAGGUGAAAUUGUAUGGGCACAAGCUAGAUGACUACAACUCGUCAAGAUGUCGAAUGAGAGAAGUGAAGAUGCCCGGAGAGACCAUGUACAUGUGCUCCUGCAGUGCUGAAGAAUGCAAUCUCAUAUAUUAUUUCGCAGAAGCAGAAACAGAGGUUGGAUGGAAAAACAUGGCUUCUCAUGUUGCACUGAUAAGUCUUCUUCCACCAAUUGGGAUUACUCUUGCAAUUAUUCUCAUCUUCUACUUCUACCGUAUCCAGAGGAAAAACAAACUCCACAAAAAAGGGAAGAAAGAUUCUAAAUGCAGAAAGCAUGGAAAUAUAGACUGCAGUGAUGCCCACGCCAUUAUGAUGGAUGAUGACCGUUCCGAUAUUAGCUCAACAUGUGCCAAUAACCUGAAUCACAACACCGAGCUUCUGCCAAUUGAAUUGGACACGUUGGUUGGAAAAGGCCGGUUUGCGGAAGUGUAUAAAGCUAAGCUCAAACAAAAUACUUCAGAACAGUUUGAAACUGUGGCGGUCAAAAUUUUUCCUUAUGAAGAAUAUGGAUCCUGGAAGAUGGAGAAAGAUAUUUUUUCAGAUGUAAAUCUGAAACAUGAAAAUAUUCUACAGUUCCUGACAGCUGAAGAGCGAAAGACGGACCUGGGAAAACAGUACUGGUUAAUCACAGCCUUCCAUUCUAAAGGCAAUCUACAAGAGUACUUAACAAGGCACAUCAUUUCAUGGGAGGGCCUUCUAAAGCUUGGAGGCUCUUUGUCCCGAGGCGUGGCUCAUUUGCACAGUGACCACACACCAUGUGGAAGACUCAAGACGCCAAUUAUUCACCGUGACUUAAAGAGCUCAAACAUACUUGUCAAAAAUGACCUCACUUGUUGCUUAUGUGACUUUGGUUUGUCCCUUUGGUUGGAUCUGUCUUUAACAGUAGAUGACCUUGCUAAUAGUGGGCAGGUUGGAACUGCCAGAUACAUGGCUCCAGAGGUCCUGGAGUCCAGAAUUAAUUUGGAGAACAUGGAAUCGUUUAAGCAAACAGAUGUGUACUCAAUGGCACUUGUGCUUUGGGAAAUCACGUCACGCUGUACUGCAAUUGGAGAGGUAAAAGACUACGAGCCUCCGUUUGGUUCCAAGGUGCGGGAGCAUCCCUGUGUUGAAAGUAUGAAGGACAAUGUACUGAGAGACAGAGGAAGACCCAAAAUUUCCAACAGUUGGCUUAAUCACCAGGGCAUACAACUAGUGUGCGAAACCAUAACCGAAUGUUGGGAUCAUGAUCCAGAAGCUCGACUCACAGCUCAAUGUGUGGUUGAAAGGUUCAAUGAAAUGGAGCAACUUGACAGACUGUCUGUGAGGAGUUGUUCUGAAGAGAAGAUUCCAGAAGACAUCUCAGAAGACACAAACAAAUAGAAACACACAUAGGAAUGCCAUUGACUGUGUAGUAAAAGGCCUUCUAGGAAUCGGCAUUUUGUAAACCUAUGCAACCCAAUGAAAUGACUUGCAGAAACGAUGUAUUCUCCAUAUGGCUGGAGGGACAAAAACAGGAUUAAGUUACACUGACAACCAGAGCGGUAUAUGCAGAGUAGUUUGUGGCUUGGCAUUGGAUGAACAUUAAGAUUAAAUGACUCCUCAGGAUAUUUCUAUUUUUUUAUAGUCAGAAUAUAUUUGCACUUUAUAUGUAUUUGUAUAAAGCCAUAUGUUGACUUUAUAGUAUGUAUUAUAUGAUAUAAACCAAAACACUUUCCCAGGAAAAUGUAUAAUACAGAGGAAAA